Alnus glutinosa is the source of this 1043-nucleotide messenger RNA. Its product is annotated as 6,7-dimethyl-8-ribityllumazine synthase, chloroplastic. Gene Ontology annotation, biological process: riboflavin biosynthetic process. Gene Ontology annotation, cellular component: intracellular anatomical structure; riboflavin synthase complex. The transcript is spliced from 8 exons. The record is from RefSeq and is a predicted model, not a curated record. The coding region runs from base 51 to 746 and encodes 231 amino acids. Lineage: Eukaryota; Viridiplantae; Streptophyta; Magnoliopsida; Fagales; Betulaceae. Gene Ontology annotation, molecular function: 6,7-dimethyl-8-ribityllumazine synthase activity.
AUAGAAUCACUCCUCGUCAGACUCUCGCGAGUGUUUGAGUGAAGAAAAAAAUGGCUUCGUUUGCUUCCACAGAGUGUUUCCUUCCCCUCCAAAAAUGGUUUCUCGCGCCCACGCACCACCGUCAGGGCAAUGGCACGAGUAGUACCGUCGUGCUCCUUCCACGCGCUGCUCCUCACCAGUCCAAGUCCCUCUCCUUUUCCUUUUCGUCGCAAGGAAUGAAUUCGUGCAUUGCUGUUGAGAGGAAGGACCGCUCGUCUUUUGCACAAACGGCCGCCGUUCGGUAUCUGAUGGGUUCCGUCACCCGAACUCAGGGUCUUCGAUUUGCUGUGGUUGUGGCGCGGUUUAAUGAGAUUGUCACAAAGCAGCUGUUAGAGGGAGCCUUGGGCACUUUCAAGAAUUAUUCGGUUCAAGACGAGGACAUUGAUGUUGUAUGGGUUCCUGGUAGUUUUGAAAUUGGUGCCGUUGCAGAAAGGCUAGGGAAAUCAGGAAAAUAUCAUGCAAUUUUAUGUAUUGGAGCAGUGAUUAGAGGCGAUACUUCCCACUAUGAUGCAGUUGCUAAUUCGGCAGCAUCCGGAGUUCUUUCGGCGGGUUUAAAUUCAGGAGUUCCAUGCAUAUUUGGUGUCCUGACUUGUGAUGACAUGGAUCAGGCAUUAAAUCGAGCUGGUGGUAAAGCUGGCAAUAAGGGUGCCGAGACUGCUUUGACAGCUAUUGAGAUGGCAUCUUUGUUCGAGCACCAUCUGAAGUAAUAGAAUUAUUGCUCCUGUCGGAUGUCAUCCGUAUCAUUCCCGGUUUUUUCUUCUCCUGGGUGUGGCCUGUUGUUUCAUUUGUCGGCUGGCAGAAGAUCUUUAUGUUGAGAGUUCUGGGGAUUUCCAAAGGACAGAAUAAUGAGUUAUUUGUCGAUUGCUUUGUUACACCUUGAAAUGGCAAACUACUUAGACACACGAAAAGCUCUAUGUUCUUGAUGUUAAGAAUCAGAAAUAUUUUUGUACUCUUGCUCCCCUGCUUUUUCUAUAUGAUUGGACAUUUUGUGUAUGAAUGUGUUA